Molecule: messenger RNA, 228 nt
Organism: Prunus armeniaca (apricot)
Lineage: Eukaryota; Viridiplantae; Streptophyta; Magnoliopsida; Rosales; Rosaceae
Source: the annotation of a GenBank genome assembly
AUGCAAGAGGAGCAUAAGCCAUCCAUUGAGCAUGAACGCCAAUUAAACCUCAACAUGAAAGAAGUGGUUCAUGUAGAGGUAUUAAAAUUGCUUGAUGCAUGUAUUAUUUACCCUAUAUGUGAUAGUAGUUGGGCGAGUCCUACACAGAUUGUGCCAAAGAAGGAAGGGAUGAUUGUUGUAAAAAAUGAAAAUAAUGAGUUGGUCGUGACAAGAACUGUUAUAGGAUAG